UUCCAGAAGAAGUAGCGGAUUUUGAAACUUUCUGUCUGCUACUCUAUCCGGCUAAAUAGCACUUCUGCUAGAGUCCUAAGUUCUGAGGGAAAUAUGGCUUUUUAAUCGUGACUUCCCUCAAAAAAGUGGGACAGCCUUGCAUUUGCAAAAACACCAAAUACUUCUGAAUUAUGGGGCCUUCAAGUUUUCCACCAUCUCUGUCCACUGUGACGCUGUACGGCAAGUACUACACAGUUUGUGCCUUUCAACAUUUAAAUCGAAGUAGAAUCCACGAUGUCGGCAUCGAUCCUUCGCAAGAAAAAUCCUGCGAUUUGCAUGGGCGCCCUCAGCAUCGCUCCUCUCCAACUGGCUGGCCUUAGCCAAUCAGGAUACAGGAAGGGGGCGGAGUUAAGAGAGAGGCAGAACUUAAUUGGUGAUGGUCACACGGAUUGGAUGACAGAGAAAGUUGAUUUGUCCUCAUUUGUUUCAACGACUACCGGGUCAUCUCCUCGCUCAUCCCUCCCGCCCUCGCCGCUCCAACACGAUGUCAAGGUGCCCUCUGAUCUGGAGGUCAUGACCUCUCUACUGCAGGAGGAGCUGGCUCAACUGGAGGACUACUUCCGUUCAGAGUCGUCUUCCGCAACGGCCAAGUUGGACAAAUCUUCAAAAUGUGACAAGGGGGUCCCGGCCAUGGGCACCCAGUCCUACUACCAGCUACCCUACGCCUCCUAUGGGGCCGGUCAGUCAGACGCCAGCCCCGUGGUCGUUACCUUGGCAACAGGGGAAUUGGACCUGGCCAGCUUUUGCAGCAACCCCAUAGGCAGAACCAAAAUAGCACGUCCGGCGCCGUACAACUACCACCACCGGUACCACCACCACCACCACACCAACGGACGGAGGGGCGAGCCGGGGAAGCUGGGCGAGGACGUGGGACUGGACACAUGGGGGUCCAGGGGGGGCUACUCAGGGAGUGCGGACUUGUCUGUGAACCACUAUUCCACGCUCAAGCCGGUGGGUAAGAACAGUGUGGUGGGUGUGAAGAAGGUGAGGGAAUGUGCUUUAUCGCUGAAGGAGGAGGAGAGCUACUGCUUCAGCGAGGGGAUGUUCUGCAGCGAGGAGAUCGCGAGGGGCUUCUGCCACGGGGGCUCCUCGUCCUACGGCGACGGCCACCACAAGAGAGAGCUGGGCCCGUCCAUGUUGGGCUCCAAGGGGAGCGGAGGGUACGAGGGUGGCGGCGGGCUGGAGGUUCUCCACGGCAGCAGGGACGGCCGGCUCUCCGGGGGGCCCCUGGCCCAAGAGACAAUGGGGGUAGCGGGCGACGGCUACUACCACCAAGCCAUGGUCGGCGCAGAGCCUUACCACAGCUUCAUCGGCGACCUGGACCAGCCCUCGCAAGCCUCACACGCCCUGGACUCCCCGCACGGCCACUACCUCUACCCUGAUUGCCUUCCGGACCAAAGCUAUGAAUGUCUCUCCCGAGGGGAGUGUGAGGCACCGCUGGUGGGGGGCUCAGCCCUCCACCGGCCCCACUCCCAGAGGCUGAAGCACGAGGUCUGCUCCGUCAAGCCCCCUCUGGUGUUAGGGGUGGGGUUGGGUGUGGGGGUGGGGGUGGUGCCCCUUGAGGGAGGCACCGGAGAGAGGAAGCAGAAGAAGAGGGACCAGAACAAGACAGCUGCUCACAGGUACAGGCUGCGGAAGCGGGCGGAGCUGGACUCCCUGGAGGAGGAGCUCCACGGACUGGAGGGCCAGAACCGGGAGCUGCGGGACAAGGCCGAGUCGGUGGAGCGGGAGAUCCAGUACGUCAAGGACCUGCUGAUCGAGGUGUACAAGGCACGCAGCCAGCGCCUCAAACAGGACAGCACCUGA
Messenger RNA from Gadus chalcogrammus (walleye pollock), 1845 nucleotides. RefSeq names its product activating transcription factor 5b (gene atf5b). The transcript is spliced from 4 exons. The coding region runs from base 274 to 1845 and encodes 523 amino acids. Gene Ontology annotation, biological process: regulation of transcription by RNA polymerase II. Gene Ontology annotation, molecular function: RNA polymerase II transcription regulatory region sequence-specific DNA binding; DNA-binding transcription activator activity, RNA polymerase II-specific. Gene Ontology annotation, cellular component: nucleus. Lineage: Eukaryota; Metazoa; Chordata; Actinopteri; Gadiformes; Gadidae. The record is from RefSeq and is a predicted model, not a curated record.